Aspergillus ochraceoroseus IBT 24754 is the source of this 720-nucleotide messenger RNA. RefSeq lists its product as uncharacterized. The coding region runs from base 1 to 720 and encodes 239 amino acids. The record is from RefSeq and is a predicted model, not a curated record. Lineage: Eukaryota; Fungi; Ascomycota; Eurotiomycetes; Eurotiales; Aspergillaceae. The transcript is spliced from 4 exons.
AUGUUUUCCUCGUUUACCCCAGCUUUCUCUUCUUUCACCCCCUCCACGCAGAUGACUGUCCCUGCUGGAGGACGACCCUCGAGCCAACAGCGCUCCGGUCACGGUCCCCAUCAAAAUGCCUCGUUUCUUCGAACUCAAUCAAAUGGCAGGGGACCGCAAGGAACUAGACAUUGGCAAUCUAGCCAAACGAGUGAGGGAUGCGCACCCCACUCUUACCGAGGAAAGCGUAAUAACGCUCAUAACAACCGGGAGGCCUCUGCUACUGCGAAUCAAGUCAAUGCCGGCGUGGGGAGAGGUCCGCGCAGAAACCAUGCCAACCAGCCUCGAAGACAACAUAACCAACCAAGACAAUUCAAUUCCCACGGGAAUAGAAGACCAAAUCACCGCAACAGCCUUCAGAAACAAGGCGCGUUGACUGGCCGCAUUGGGAGACGUCCCAGGGCCAACCAGGGUAUCACCCCUGUAAUCGAAGGAAACUUCCUGUAUCUGGAUGUUGUCAUGACAGACGCACCAGCACUCCGAAAAACGAAACUCAACCCCUCCAAUGAGGAUAUUGCCAUGACAGAGGCUCCGCCACUCCGCCAAAAGAAAUCAAACCGCUCUCCUCGGCGGAUUCAGCAAGCUCGUUCCAACUCGAACGGAAUGGGCAUCGACUCGAACUCCAGCUUCGCCGUUGACAACCGCGACGACUGCGUCAUGACUGACGCACCAAUCUUUUAA